Molecule: messenger RNA, 694 nt
Organism: Lampris incognitus (smalleye Pacific opah)
Lineage: Eukaryota; Metazoa; Chordata; Actinopteri; Lampriformes; Lampridae
Gene: plaat1l.2
Exons: 4
Coding region: 1-537 (178 amino acids)
Biological process (GO): N-acylphosphatidylethanolamine metabolic process
Cellular component (GO): cytoplasm
Molecular function (GO): glycerophospholipid phospholipase A1 activity; A2-type glycerophospholipase activity
Source: RefSeq, a predicted model, not a curated record
AUGGAUUACCAGGAGCAGAUUGAUGAAAUUGUGUCCACUGCCAAGUUUGGAGACUUAAUAGAGUUUUCCUACCCAAUUGGAUAUUCACACUGGGGAGUAUACGAUGAAGAUGGAUGUGUAAUCCAUUUUGCUGUUGCAGAUGAAGGGCGCCUCAUGAGCAACGUACGAACCUACCUACAAACAGUCCUCCCUGUAUGUGGGGACCUUCUUCUCGGAGAAACCAGAAUACGCAGGAUGCCACUUGAUGCGGUGAAUGUCCCCAAAGGAUCCCAUGUGUUAAUCAGCAACAAUCGCCAUGCCUGUAGGCCAUCCUCAGCAAAGGAGAUGAAGCAAAGACGCGAUGCUCUUCUUGAUGAAGAAUUCCCAUAUCGACUUUUCACCCUCAACUGCGAACACUUUGCCACAUUUGUGCGAUAUGGGAAGGCUGUGUGCAACCAGAUUCCUGGAAGAGUCAAGAACAAAGAGUGUGAGGAGGCAACAGGAGUGUUUCAGGAUAUAGUUACCUGCAAAAGCAUCUCUCAAGACUUAUUCAAAUGAAGUACGAGUCAACCCCAUAUCUAAAGAAAAACACAUCUGAAGGCUGAACAACUGCUGAACUGUUUAAAAUGAAGUGAAUUUGUGAAUGGUUUUAAAGUUUCAACAUUUUACAGAAUAUUUCAGGUGCCAGCUAUAAAAAAACAAAACAAAAACAAAA